Messenger RNA from Truncatella angustata, 1815 nucleotides. RefSeq names its product peptidase S8/S53 domain-containing protein. NCBI's taxonomy places the organism in Eukaryota, Fungi, Ascomycota, Sordariomycetes, Amphisphaeriales, Sporocadaceae. Gene Ontology annotation, biological process: proteolysis. The record is from RefSeq and is a predicted model, not a curated record. The coding region runs from base 1 to 1815 and encodes 604 amino acids. The transcript has 5 exons. Gene Ontology annotation, molecular function: serine-type endopeptidase activity; tripeptidyl-peptidase activity.
AUGCGAGGCAGACCCUUUUUCGCGACUUUGAUCGCUGCUCUCAACUCGCCGUUGGCUUUUGGAGAUAUACAGCCAGAAUGGGAAAUUGUCAAUCCGGCCGAGGGCUUAGAUCUGGUCUUAGGUACUGUUGUUUUCCACCAACUUAGAAUACAGGAGGCGCAGUCUUUGUUGAUGAGAAUUUCCGAUCCUACCUCCGAUCAAUUCGGUCAAUAUCUCGAUAGCCAAGCCAUAGAAGAUCUGUUCACUCCAAGUAAAGAGUCUCGACGAAAGGUGUUAGACUGGCUCGAAAGUGCGGGCAUCGCGAAGACUUCUGUACGGUUGCGAAAGGCAGCCGCCAGUAUGGAGUUCCCCGCCAGCAUCAGCCAGAUGGAAGACUUGUUGAAGACAAAGUAUCAUGUAACCCGGCAUUCAGAGACGGGCGAGCAACGGCUGGACAGCUCAGGCCACAAAAUCCCAAGAGGGCUGGAGGAUCAUGUGCACUUUGUUACAACAACGCCGUCUUUCCAGGCCGGCGCGAGGAAGAUGAGAAGAAACAUCAAUCCACGAGAAGCACUAUCACCGGCGCUCUAUGAGACACAGGACCCCGUGGACUUGCGCAACUGCAGUCUCAGCUGGACUCCUACUUGUAUCCGCGAUUUGUAUGGUAUUCCCCUUGGAACUAGGGCUGCACCAAACAACUCCCUUGGUAUCUUUGGAUUCGGCGAUGCCUACAACCAGGCGGAUCUCAACAACUUCUGGAGCAAAUACGCCAGUUUCAUCCCGAACGAAACCGAACCAACUGUCAACAAUAUCAACGGAGCCAAAGCGCCCGGCUCGGAAAUCGACGGUGAGGAGUUACUUGACCUGCAAAUGGCUUACCCUAUCGCAUAUCCACAGGAAGUGCAAAUAUUCCAAACCCCGUACAACAACGCUGGGGGUCUCGGUAACGACUUUCUAGAUGCUGUUGAUCCGGAUUACUGCAACUUCGAUGGGGGCGACGAUCCGAUCCUAGACCCAAAAUUCCCGGUGUUUCAAGGUUACCCAGGACCCGCGAUGUGCGGCACCUAUAACAUCACAAAUGUGGUCUCAAUAUCUUUUGCGAUAGACGAAUCGGGGCUGGGCGCACAUUACGUCCAGCGUCAAUGCAACGAGUGGAUGAAGCUUGCUCUGCGUGGUGUCACGGUCGUCGUAGCGGCUGGUGAUCGCGGAGUUCAGGGGAACUUUGGAUGCUUGCUAAACCCUCAAAACAGCACUGCGACCGCGUUCAACCCUCUCUUUCCCGGCAGCUGUCCGUAUGUGACGACAGUUGGUGCGACACAGGUCGAUUUUGAUGGAUCUGACUUUUACGAAGUUGCAGUCGACGACCCGAAACAUAACUAUUGGUCUGGAGGUGGCUUCAGUAAUCUCCUUGCCCAACCGGAAUAUCAACAGCAAGCCGUUGCCGAUUAUCUAAGGCUGCAUGAUCCUCGGUAUCCCGAGGGAACAUACAACUCAUCUGGACGCGCUUUCCCCGAUGUUGCAAUGCUGGGUGCGAACGUCACGCUCUCGGAUGGGAUGGAAAUAACGGUGAGCGGAGGUACCAGUGCAGCAGCUCCGCUGUUCGCCGCCAUGAUCAGCAGGAUCAACGACGAGCGCAUUUUGGCAGGGAAGAAGCCGAUAGGAUUCCUGAACCAGAUAUUGUAUCAGCACCCGGAAGUUUUCACAGAUAUCACUGAAGGGCACAAUCCUGGUUGCGGCACACAAGGUUUUGAGACAGGCGAAGGGUGGGAUCCGGUGUCUGGACUUGGUUCGCCAAAAUUCCCGAAACUGCGGGACUUACUUGUUGGAUUACCAUAG